GUGAGUUGUUGUGUCUAUGAGUGAACACUACUAUUGGCUAUUGAUGUUCACAACUGACACGUGGUAUGAGUUACUGAUGGCAAUGGUUUUGCACAACACUUGUCAUCACUUGAAUCGCAUCCCAAUUAUAAUCCAUACGAUUAUCACUGCAAUGAAUUGAUCCCUAAGAGUAGUAUUGUGUCAAUCAAUUACUAUCUAAAUGUCAAUCACUGUUGAAAUCCAUUGAAAUGAAUGUCAAAACAAAUAUUUUGGUUAAAAACGGAAAAUUACCCAAAAUUAGUGAAGAAAGUCAUGUGAAUGGCGGACAAGAAUACAGUCCAAGAAGUGAUGGCAAUCAUCGCAAUGAUAACCACUCGACUGCCGACGAAGACGCGGAUCAACCGGAAGACAAACCGCUGACAAUGAAUGUGGAGAUCAAUGCCAUCGCAUGGCUUCUCUUUGCCAUUGGAUUCGCCUUCAGAUUCUACCGAUUGUCCGAACCAUCGAGUGUUGUUUUCGAUGAAUUACAUUACGGAAAGUUUGUCUCACUUUACUUGAGAGGUGUCUUCUUCUUUGAUUCUCAGCCACCGCUCGGCAAACAGUUGAUAGCAUUGAGCGCUUAUGUCUCCGGAUAUAACGGCCAACACGUGUUCACAAAUAUCGGCGAAAAAUACGAAUCGGAUGUACCGCUGAAGGCGUUGCGAUUUGUUCCCACACUCUUUGGCUCAUUCAUUGUUCCAACCGUUUAUCACUUAAUUGUUGAAAUGGGUUUAACUCACAGAACGGCUACUUUGGCCGCACUUCUCAUCAUUUUGGUUUUUUACAUUCAUCUAUCAAUACUCACUAACGCCGGGCCUCACGACAACAUAAUGACCAGCGCUUUUCAGGCCAGUCUUGAGGGAGGGUUAGCCUCUAUAACGAAAGGACAGCCACUGGAAAUAGCUCACGGAUCACAGAUCACUCUUAGACAUACUCACGGCAGGGCCUGUUGGAUGCACUCACAUCAGGCCUUAUACCCCGUUAGAUAUUCGGACAAUAGGGGCAGUUCUCAUCAGCAACAGGUCACCUGUUAUUCGUUCAAAGAUGUGAAUAACUGGUGGAUCGUUAAGAAACCCGAAAUCAAUGAUUUGGUUAUUUCUGAACCAAUCGAUCGAAUCAAAGACGGAGAUUAUGUACAACUAAUCCACGGCAUGAGUGGUCGAGCGCUCAACAGUCAUGACGUGGCGGCGCCGGUGUCUCCGCAGAAUCAAGAAGUUGCCUGUUAUAUUGAUUACAACAUAUCAAUGCCGGCGCAGAAUCUCUGGAAAAUAAAACUCUUGAACAGCGAUGAAACGAACGGCUUCUGGCAUACCAUCAGCUCAAGAGUUCAGUUCAUUCACGUCAACACAUCUCAAGCUCUAAAAUUCAGUGGCAAACAAUUGCCCGAUUGGGGGUUCAAUCAGCACGAGAUGGUGACCGACAAGAAUCACAAUCAAGAGGACGCCGUUUGGAAUGUUGAGGAACACAGAUAUACCAAGAAUUCGGAUGUGAAAGAAAGGGAACGUGAGAUGGGUUUAGCAGAGUUUGUUCCCCUCAAACCGACUCAACUCUCAUUCUUUGUCAAACUGUUUGAAUUGCAGUACAAAAUGCUUGUCGUAAACCAGGAGACCGUCCAAAACCAUAUCUAUAGUUGCGAUUCGCCAUUAGAUUGGGUGACACUCACGAAAGGCAUCGCUUAUUGGGUUAGCUCUGACAGCAAUAAAUUUGUGAGAUGUGGUCAGUUCUUCACAGUCGGCUAUUUUAUAAAUUUGGUGCCGUAUUUCCUAUCGGAAAGGACUCUAUUCCUUCACCAUUAUCUGCCGGCACUGGUCUUCAAAUUAUUGGUGAUGUCAGCGCUUAUCGAGCACUUGAAAUGUUGGAUUCCCUCGAGAAUUGUCAACAGUUUGGUCGCAAUACUUAUUUCAUCAAUAGUUUACACAUUUAUUAAAUUUUUGCCAUUGAGUUAUGGGACCGGAAAACUCACGGCAAGUGAUGUCCAGAGUCUUAAGUGGCGCUCUUCGUGGCAGCUCAUCGUCCAUAAGCCAUAA
Medioppia subpectinata is the source of this 2045-nucleotide messenger RNA. The record is from the annotation of a GenBank genome assembly. Lineage: Eukaryota; Metazoa; Arthropoda; Arachnida; Sarcoptiformes; Oppiidae.